Molecule: messenger RNA, 426 nt
Organism: Meloidogyne enterolobii
Lineage: Eukaryota; Metazoa; Nematoda; Chromadorea; Rhabditida; Meloidogynidae
Source: the annotation of a GenBank genome assembly
AUGUGUACUAGCUUUAUGGCAACAAUAAUCGAAGCAGAGGAACCAACUACGCCACCUCCUUUCUGUCGAUUUAAUCAUAUCGAUAUACCGUAUCCGAGUCGACCAACAAUAAUAGAUCUUUGGAAGACAGAAUUUGGACCCGGUUUUGGACUAAGCAAGAGAAUUCGAUUUACUGGUGUAUAUACUAAUACAAGUGAACGUUUUAUCAUUAAUUUGUAUAGUGAUGGAGUACCAGAUGAGACUGCGCUAACUAUAUUUCAUUUUAAUCCACGUUUUGAUGAAAGGCAGGUAGUUCGAAACUGGUGGUCACCAACCAAUGGUUGGUGGAUAGAGCAACGUUCUGGAGGAUUUCCUUUCAAAAUUGGAGAACCUUUCGUUCUGGAUUUUAUUUCGUCAUCAAAAAAUGGAUUCAUUGUAACUAAUUAG